Messenger RNA from Etheostoma cragini (Arkansas darter), 2715 nucleotides. RefSeq names its product syndecan binding protein (syntenin) 2 (gene sdcbp2). The transcript has 9 exons. Lineage: Eukaryota; Metazoa; Chordata; Actinopteri; Perciformes; Percidae. The coding region runs from base 180 to 1088 and encodes 302 amino acids. Gene Ontology annotation, cellular component: cytoplasm; plasma membrane. The record is from RefSeq and is a predicted model, not a curated record. Gene Ontology annotation, molecular function: protein binding.
CUAACAACGUCAACAGUGAUUGACGUGGUUUGCACGACCAGGAAGCCAGCAGUGACAUCACUUUCCAGAAUUCCCCCUCAACAGCGCAACGAAGAGAGACACAGCUGAAAAAUAAAGGAGUCUGCUGCUGUCUGUGAUCCCGAAGUGUUGAAGCUGAUUUUACAACCGAGAAAUUAAAGAUGUCCCUGUAUCCAUCCCUCGAGGACCUCAAGGUCGACAAGGUUAUCAAGGCCCAGGCCCAGUUUGCUCAGUCUGCCACCUCGAUGCCAGCCAUCGCUGAGGGAACCUAUCAGCCUCCGCCCGCCACUGCUGGGAUGCCAGGAUCAAGCUUGUACCCAAACCUAGAGGAGCUAGGAGACUAUAUGGGUCUGGCCCUCAACAGCGAUGAAGUUCAAAGGAACCUGGCUUUGAUGCCCGUGGCUGACAAUCAAGUGGCAGUGCCCUCCAUUUCAGGUGUCGGGGGAAUGGUGCGGCCUGUGACGGGGGCGGACGUUGGCAUCAGGAGGGCAGAGAUCCGCCCAGGGUUGCGGGAGAUUAUCCUCUGUAAGGACCAGGAAGGGAAGGUGGGGAUCCGGCUCAGGUCCAUCGACAAUGGAGUGUUUCUCCAGCUGGUGCAGGCCAACUCUCCCGCGGCCUUGGCCGGGCUGCGUUUUGGGGACCAGGUUCUUCAGAUCAACGGGCAGAACUGCGCCGGCUGGAGCACUGACAAGGCCCACAAGGCCCUGAAGGCUGCCGCAGAGACCCGCAUUGAGCUCGUGGUCAGGGACAGGCCAUUUCAGCGCACCGUCACCAUGCACAAAGACAGCUCAGGCCACGUGGGCUUUAUCUACAAGUCGGGUAAAAUCACCUCACUGGUCAAGGAUGGCUCUGCAGCCCGCAACGGCCUGCUGACUGAGCAUUUCAUCUGUGAAAUUAAUGGCCAAAACGUUAUUGGACUCAAGGAUUCUCAGAUCAAGGACAUUCUGAGCACCUCUCCGACUGCCAUGACCAUCACCAUCAUGCCCAAGUUCAUCUAUGAACACAUGGUUAAGAGGAUGUCAUCCGGUCUCCUGCGGUCAGCCAUGGAUCACUCUGUCCCGGAGGUGUGAAGACCAUGAGGACUGUAAACUGUCAGGAUGUCUACAAGACCGCGAUAUGUCUCUGUUUCUCUUUUCCUUACCCAUAUAUUUGUCUGUCUCUCUCUCUCUGUCUUCAUACCAAACCAGCUCCUGCGUCACAAUCAUGGUCGCCAUUUGUCAUCUUUAACAUAUUCUUAAAAUGCCAUUUUUAACUUUUCUUUCUUCUAUUUUUCAGUUCAGUAUAGUCUUUAAAGACCUUUUCUACAUACCCUCAUCUCCUUUGACAUGUCUAUUACUUUUUAAAUGCUAACCUUGUAGUCUAAGUAUUACAUCUUUAUUUUUCUUGUAUUUGAGGAAUAAGGACAGUACAUGUUUUUUGUUUUUUUUUAAAGCAUGCACACUGUCAUGAGUCCAGAGCUUCCUCCUCAUUGUGGAGAUGAAUACUUUGAACGUGUUUCAUCUUGUCAAAAUGCUGUAAAAUCCAACGGUCAGUCAUCAGAGCCCUACCAUGUAGAUUCCACGACUCCCAGCUCCCAGCCCCUGCACUCGGCCGCUAAUGCGUGCACGUGACUAAUCCGAGCUGAAGUAACAUCUGGGGCCACACAUGAGACACAAAGUUUGCUGACUGGAUUCUGGAUUCCAGUGUCUCUGUUACUUGGCCAGUAAAACUAAUAGGUUUUAGCAUAAGCGUUGUUUUUGGUUUAUACCAUACAUUGGUAAAAGAAAAUAGUGUAGAGAUUAUUUUAUUUUUGUAGAUCCCCAUCAUUUUCUAACAUAAGUGAGAGUUACAAAAUAGCGAGUAAGAGAUGGCUAGGUAUAAUAAUAAUCCCUACCCACAAUUACUGUCUGCAGGCUCUGAUGUGUUGAAUUUGUAGGUACUGGGAACACUGUGUGCACAUUCCGGGGGAAAGUGUAGGGAAAGAGGAAGCCCUAGAUGUUUGUUGGCCCAUGCAGCUGGAACUUAGCCCUGUCCACAAACACUAUAGGAGCUGUGAGAUGGGGAAGGCACAAGUAAGCAAGGUCACAGUGCAUCGAUGUGAUCAGCUAGCUGGAGAUUAGUUGAGAAAGGUGUCUGUUGGAUGGGAUUUUGUGCUUCUAACUAUAGUUUUCAAGAGAAUUGUUGGUGUUUGUCUGGACAGGGCCUGUGCUGGGCGGACCCACUAAGUGCACUUUCCACUACCUUUUAAAAGGUUGUCUUUCCUUUAUCCAUUUCAACAGUAAAGUUCAACAGUUGAGCUUUUUUAUUAUUGUUUGUGGUGCCUCUUGUUAAUGAGAGAACUCAUGAAAACAAUCUUGAUGCUGAGAGUCAACCACUCAAAUUGAAGGCAUUGGAUUUCCACAUCAUGAGUGCAGCCAUUGAACUUGCUCUCCUCUGCUAAGUGUUGUUAGAGGACGCCCCUCUGUAAUGAUCCUUCCAUGACUGAUGAGCACAAUGAGACUGAGCGGCGCUCACAGUCGUGAAUUUCUACUUGUUAUAUGAAGUUACUCCUUUUAAUGCUGUUCAUGUUUGGAUGCAUGUAUUCCUUUAAUUUUCUAGGUAUGAAAUCAGAUAAACAUCACUGUCAUUCUGUAAGAAAAUGCUAGAAAAAUCUUAAAGUUUAUAUACGAAUGUAACCAAGAUAAUAUUGUAAAACAAAUAAAAGAGUCUUUCUGUUCA